Molecule: messenger RNA, 4886 nt
Organism: Clarias gariepinus (North African catfish)
Lineage: Eukaryota; Metazoa; Chordata; Actinopteri; Siluriformes; Clariidae
Gene: cdhr2
Product: cadherin related family member 2
Exons: 31
Coding region: 1-3927 (1308 amino acids)
Biological process (GO): homophilic cell-cell adhesion
Cellular component (GO): plasma membrane
Molecular function (GO): calcium ion binding
Source: RefSeq, a predicted model, not a curated record
AUGGGGAAGCUGGACGGCGGGGGAAUGUUGACUUCGUUAAUCCUGCUCACAACUCUUUUUGCAACAUGCUACAGUCAGAGUGUCCCGGUCAUUAAUAUGUCUUCGGUGGAACUAAGGGAAGAUCUUAAAAAAGGUGACUUUGCAUUUAAAAUCAGUGCAUAUGAUCUAGACGGUGAUCCAUUGACCUAUGAGAUCGUCGACAAAAACAGUCACUUUAGGGUGUCUAUAGAUACUGGUGACGUGUUCAUCGAAAAUCCACUUGAUCGAGAGACUACAGACAACUUUCCGGCAAAUGUUUCUGUUAGCGAUGGAAUACAUAAUCCGACCAGAAAAACAAUUAUAAUUGUGGUGCUGGACGCAAAUGACAAUGCACCAAAAUUCGUAAAUGAGCCGUACAACGUGAAACUGAAUGAGGACACUCCCAUCGGCACUACGGUGCUGAAAGUGACAGCGACAGACCCUGAUUAUGGACAAGCCGGGAUAGUCUAUUACAGUAUCGAUCAGUCCAACCCAAUUGAAGGAUUCGACGUGUUCUCUAUCGCAAGAAUAGGAGGAAACAUUGUGUUGAACCAGGCACUUGAUUUUACGGAGAAGAGCAAAUUUUAUCAGCUACAGAUCAAUGCCACUGAUGGCGGUGGUCCUCUUGACAACAAUCCGAACUAUGUUCAGUCAUCCAUCGGCAAUGCCUACUUCACAGUAGUUGAUGUAUCAAACCGUGACCCUGAGUUUGUAAAUCUCCCAGCCACAGCUAACGUAAAGGAGAACUCGGCUGCCGGGAAAUCUGUGUAUCAGGUUCGGGCCAGAGAUCCAGACACAGGGAUCAACAACAAAAUCAGUUACAGCAUUCAAGAUGUCAAUGUAAACGGUCUGUUCGAAAUAAAUCCAGAUAAUGGCAUUGUUACUGUCAUGGCCGACAUUGACCGAGAGGCCAUGCUAGACAUUGAUGCUGCUGUGCUGCUUACUGUGAAGGCUACUGAAUCUAACUUGGAUGUGAAUGGGGUCUAUGCGAGUGCCACAGCUAUUCUCACUAUCCAGAUCGAGGAUGAGAAUGACAAUCCGCCACUGUUUUACACGUGCGAUGAGAAGGCUUGCACACAGACCGACGUCUUCAGCGCCGAAGUGGACGAGCACACGGCCACCGGUCUGUCCAUCACAGGACUAAACAUGAGGGUCAAAGAUAGAGAUGCGGGUGAGAACAGCCGUUUCCUGCUCAGCCUUGAGGGAUCAGCUAAGGAUUUGUUUUCUGUCUCACCCACAACUGACAUGUCGGACCGAGCUGUGCAGAUUCUGGUCAAAAACCCAACUGAUAUCGACUAUGAGAGAAAUAAAACCUUGAUCGUACAGGUGGUGGCCAAGGAUGCCGGAAGACCAGAUUUUGUCAACACAGCUACAGUCACCAUUAAAGUCAACGACAUCAAUGAUAACUUCCCCAUAUUCGCAGAAGAUGUUUAUAACUUAUUUGCCCCAGAGCACUGUGAAAAUGGCCUCAUCUUGGAAACCAUUACGGCAACAGACGCUGAUGAGCUGGACAAUGACCACCUUACCUACAAACUGAUGCCUGACAGCUUACUCGAGAUAUUUGAUGUUUUCCCUAAAAACGGGACUGUUUAUGUGAAAAACGGAAACAAGCUGGAUCGCGAGCGCAAGAACUCGUACCCUGCGACGCUGCAGGCCCGAGACUUAGCAGGGAACGUGGGCUCCACCGUGCUGGAGAUCACCAUUAAGGACAUUAACGACGAGGCGCCGCAGUUUUUCAGAGACAAAUACGAGUACUUUAUUCGUGAGAACGAAGUACUGAAGGCUCAAGUGGAGGCUCGAGACGAUGAUGAGCCAGGCACUCCCAACAGCCAAAUCAAGUACGGCAUUGAACCUGAUAAUUACAGUGAUAACUUCACUAUCAAUGAGGACACCGGGUUUAUAAAGAGCAACGGCCCUCUGGACCGCGAAGCCAUCGAUAGCAAACUGGAAGGAAAGAUUACACUGAACGUGACAGCCACAGACAUGGGCACGCCACCUCUGUCUUCUAUGGUCAACGUCAUCAUUUAUGUCGAGGAUGUAAAUGACAAUACUCCCGUGUUCCUGCAAUCAGAAUACACCUUUCAUGUAAAUGAAAGCGAAAGAGGCGCAACUGUGGGUUAUGUGUAUGCGACCGAUGCCGAUCAAACCAUUAACAACAACCGCAUAUCCUUCAGCAUUAAAAACAUCCUCUUCCUGUGCGUGUCUGAGCCUGAUGGAGAAGACUACCGAGGUAAGGUCAUGGUGGAUCCAGAUGCAGAGUUGGACUUUGAGGCUGUAGUGGAAUACACGAUCAUAGUUGAGGCCACAGACAUGGGAGGGAAGACCGCUACGUGCACGGUGAAUAUAGUGGUGGAAGACGUAAACGACACGCCGCCUGUUUUCCCUCCUGGUAUAACAAUGAAGGUGGAGGAGAACACACCAGCGGGGAAGGAAAUCGGAAAAAUUGACGGGAACGACAAGGACACGAACGCCUUGCUGGUCUAUGAGCGUGUUUCCAGUUUGUGCUUUUACAACAGUACAUGGGCUCCAUGUAUAGAGGAAUGGUUCGAUGUGAAGAGUGAUGGCAGUGUGAUCACUGCAAAGGACGUAACUAUCGAUUACGAAGAGUGCACUCAGGUGAAAAUGACGGCUCGGGUCGUGGACCUUAACACGCAGAAGGGGAUGAACAGCACCGAUGGUGUUAUCACAAUUGAUAUAAUAGACUUAAAUGACAACGCACCCGUGUUCAUCCCUGUCCAGGACUUUUUUGUCCUGAUUGCUGAGAACACCGAGGAAGGCAAGAGUGUGGCCCGAGUGCUUGCUAUGGACAGAGAUUCAGGAGAGAAUCAGAAAAUUGAAUUUGAAGUCGUAUAUGUGGAAUUCGUCAGCACCAACACGGACGAAAAGCCGCAGCAGACAGACCUAAUUUUUUCUGCCGAGACUGAGCAGCCUGAUACUGAGAACCGCUACGGGGGAAUAAUCAGGUCUAAGAAUAUCCUGCAAGCUGAUAAAGAGGGGAAGUACUUGGUGACAGUAACGGCGAAGAAUGUCAUUCUCAGUACAAACGAAACACUUCAGAUCAUCACGGUGGACAAGUCUUACAAGGUCAGCCUCCGAUUUGAUUCGUCAAUAAUUGAAGUCAACAAUAAUCUGGAGGACAUCAGAUACACCCUGGCGGGAGCCACGAAAGCGAUGGUGCAUGUCGUUAAACUGACACCAGAAACAAGUCGCAUAACACAGAGGAAGGUGAUAACCCUUCUAGAGGUGUACUUCGUAUUCCCGAAUGGGACAGCUCUCAACUCCGAAGCUGUGGGAAAGAUCCUGAACUCGCAGGCCGUGUAUGAAGAGUACGGUUACACCUUGCAGCAGUUCGGUCUCGCCGGCAUUUCCGGAAACAUACCGGUAGAGAAAACAAACAACACAGUGUUGUUUAUCAUGGUGGGACUCGUGGCAGGGCUCGUGAUCGUCCUGAUCGUAACCACAACGUCGAUGGUGUGCAUAAGGAAAAAAUACAAGACAAAGCUAAAGGCAGCCAAGGCCAUGAACACGGCAGCCAUGGCGGUUGAUGAGUACCAGAAGGAUGGGCCUGUUGUUCCUGGAACCAACAAGUACACCAGAGAGGGGGCGAACCCGGUCCUCAACCUCAACAUUGAUGCGUCCACAGACCUGGGCUUUGAUGAGGAGGCGUCUAGUGCAGACAGAGAGAGCCUCAAUUCUCUGGAUGACAACAUGGACAUGAAUACAGCUGACAAGGACACAAUGCCAAUGAUGGCCAUUGAGGAAGAAGAAGAGGAAAAUGACGGCGACCAUUCGUACAUCGAACCGCUGGGUGCAGCCUUGGCUCAGAGAGGGAAGAAGAAGGGCAAAGCCUCAGAGAGUCCCAGCAUCACCUUCUCCAACCCUGCAUUUGACGCCACCACAGACCUAUAACAUUCCAACUGUUCUAUCACUCAGGUCUGGGCUGAUACUGGAAACACCACCACUCACUUAAGCACAAGUCGUACGGUUUUACGGCUACACAGAACAGUGCACAGUCACCUCAUGUGGCAAAACAUGCCGUGUUUUUUUGUUUUUUUUUAUGUUUCGGGAGGUUAUUUGACUAGAAAAUAAAAAUUUCUCUAUUGAGCAAAUUUCAGCAAAUUUCAUAACGAUAAGAAGCAUUAAUUUAUGUUGAUAUUAAACAGUUUACAGAGAAAUUAUCAUCCCUGUUUCUUUAUAUUUGUACUGUAAUUCAUUUUAUUAUAUUUCACAAUUAUAAUUUUACUUGGCUACACAUUUUUAUAUACAGUAUAUAUUUCGAUUGAUGUAUUUUUUCCUAUUAUAUUUUCUGCUGUAACUUGUGAAGUUAUUCUAAUCCUUAUUGGAAAUAAAUAUUUAUACCACAGUGCUGCUGAUUCCACAAAUCUGAUUGGUCAGAAGGCAUUGGUUAGUUUUCCAUAACAGCAGCUCUGACAGUAGUACCGCUGCUUGAACUUGACCUUAGACAUUUCUAUAUUUCCACCACUCAUCCACAGGGACUUUUAUGAGGGACAGAAUACAAUAAUACCAGAAUUUUUAAAAACUUUUUUUGUUGAAAUGUUGACUGAGACACUUUGCUAAACUUUCAUAGAAGGGGCACAUAGUUUUUCACCAUGGCAAAGACUUCAGAUGGAAGGUCGUGUUUUUUUUUUGUUUUUUUUUUGGAUGAUGGUUCAUGACAAUAUUUAUUUUGUCUUUUCAAUUUCAAGAGAGAAGAAAUAAUGGCUGGUAUGACAUGUAAUGACUGUUUAUAGCUGCUAAGAGGAAAUAACUUGUUUCAUGGACAUUCCAAAACAUUAAAUACAUUAUUCAUAUUAAAUUAUUAAAUGUACAAUGUGAAAUUCUUUGACCAAAUAAAAUUUGUGAAUCUU